UGGUCGCACAACAGUCUCAACACGCUAUAUACAAUCAAGACUAAAAAAGCAUGUAAAAAUAAAUAAACUUUAGCUAUUUUGGUGCAUUAUUGUAAAAGUGCAGACUCAACGCCAUUCAUACAAAUAAUAGAAACGAAGCGCAACUAAGUACAUAUUAUUAUUUGCAUUUUUAUCUGAUCACGUUAUAUACUUGUCGCAACACAAAUAGGAACUCAAAAUCCACUAUUGAAGUCCCUACUCCGAUACCUUCUUAGUGCAACACAGGAAGUGUAGUUUUUUUGAAAGGUUAAAAGUGUGCUUUGAAACCAUGGCUUCAGGUGAGAAAAUUCUUAACUUCAAUGUUGGUGUACUUGGGCACAUUGAUAGUGGGAAGACGUCUCUCGCCAAGGCGUUGAGUACUACGGCAUCCACGGCAGCAUUUGAUAAAAACCCACAAAGUAAAGAACGAGGUAUCACACUGGAUCUUGGCUUUUCUUCCUUCAGUGUGGAUCUACCUGAACAUGUCAAGGCACUGCAAGGGGACUUUGAUAAAUUGCAGUUUACAUUAGUAGACUGUCCAGGUCACGCAUCUCUUAUCCGAACCAUCAUUGGAGGGGCCCAAAUUAUUGAUUUGAUGAUGCUAGUUAUAGAUGUGACAAAGGGAAUGCAAACCCAGUCAGCAGAAUGCCUGGUGAUCGGUGAAAUUACGUGUCCCAAGAUGGUGGUGGUUCUUAACAAAACUGACCUGUUGCCUGAGGGAAAGAGGCAAGCAGCUAUUGAAAAAAUGACAAAGAAAAUGCAGAAGACCCUUGAGAAUACAAGAUUUCAUGGAGUCCCCAUUAUUUCUGUAGCUGCCAAGCCUGGUGGACCAGAUGCACCAGAAUCAGAAACAGCACAGGGUAUUGGUGAAUUAAUUGAGCUGCUGAAGUCUCAGACAUACUUGCCCAAGAGAGAUCCCUCGGGACCAUUUCUGAUGGCCGUCGACCACUGUUUUUCCAUCAGGGGUCAGGGCACUGUGAUGACAGGGACCAUCCUCUCUGGCUCAGUCAGCAUCAAUGAUAGUGUAGAAAUUCCUGCUCUUAAGGUGACCAAAAAGAUCAAGUCUAUGCAGAUGUUCCACAAACCUGUCAUUUCAGCCAUGCAAGGUGAUCGUGUUGGAAUUUGUGUAACGCAGUUUGAUCCAAAACAGCUGGAAAGAGGCCUGGUUUGCUCCCCAGAUUCUCUCUGCACCAUUCAUGCUGCCAUUAUUUCUGUCAAGAAGAUUUCCUAUUUUAAACACCCACUUCAGACAAAGGCAAAAUUUCACAUCACAGUGGGGCAUGAAACAGUUAUGGGAAAAGUGACAUUUUUUAGCAAGCCUGUUAGGGAAACUGAAAAAGGUCAAACUUCAAAUCGCUUUGAUUUUGAGAAAGAGUAUCUGUAUCAAGAUGAAUACUUGUCAAAAGACACAAGGUUAGCUGAGGAAGACAAGGAGAACCAGGAAGUGGGUGAAAGGUUGUUGCCUAAGGAGCAGUGGGCUCUGCUUGAGUUUGAGAAACCUGUUACAUGCCCCAGGCUCUGCCUUGUAAUUGGCUCAAAGCUGGAUACAGACAUCCAUGCAAAUAUGUGUAGACUUGCUUUCCAUGGAGUGCUUUUAGAAGGAUUUGAAGAUAAGAAUUACACUGAAGUAUACUUACCCAAGUUGAAACUGUACAAGAUCAAGAACAGGGAAGGUCAAGUUGAAAGGGUAAUGGAUGAUUACACGGUCAUUGGUCGCUCAUUGUUUAAGAAGGAAACAAACAUUCAACUUUUUGUAGGGUUGAAGGUCAAGCUGUCUACUGGAGAGGAUGGAGUCAUAGAAAGUGGUUUUGGACAGAGUGGGAAGUUCAAGAUUCGCAUUUUAAAUGGCCUCAGUUCAGAGACCAAAUCACUUCUGUCUACAGCUUCAAAAAAGAAAUCCAAAGGAGGGAAAGGAGAAACCGCCAAAGAGGAUGAUGGGAAAGCAGAUAUACAGCCAAUUGUAGUGACCUUGUCCUUUAAGAGAUAUGUAUUUGAUCCACAGAAAAGAAUGAUUCAAUCUUGAGAAAGAAAAACUGCAAAACUUUUCCUAAGUGUCCUCAGUAAUUGUUGUUACGGUAUUAGAAGCAGUAUCGUCCGAGUUUGUGCAACUCUUGACCCAUAUCAUGGCAAGUUAAACUCGCACUAAGUAAACAUGUUUGUGUCACUUCCUAAAGGACUGAAACUUCAGAAUACAUGACAUAAUGCCUUUUUUUUUUUUACUGUCAGAAGAUAAAACAAAACUCUAUAUACAAGCUGCCUUUUAUUAGAGUUUUGCAGCUCUGACUGAAGUGCACUCGAUCAUAAUAAUAUUUUUGCAUAGUGUAGUGCUGUGAAUAAAUUCUGUUAAGUCAUUUGUUCUCCACUUCCUGCAUUUUUCUUUUUGCAGUUGAUGUAAAGAUGGUGUCUGUACUGGCAAGCACUGCCAGUCCUAAAUUACUGCACUAGAUCUUUGAAUAUUAUGGUUGCACAGCUGCUGUUUUGUAGUUGGUCUAAAAAUGAAAUUAUGAUUUUAAUAAUCGAAGGCUUUCAUUGACAUGUAAUUGGUAUAAUUGCCUAAUGAUUGCUUAACUUAGGUGAAACAGUGGAAAAAAGUCAGCACUGGAUGAAGGAAGUAUACAUUUGUUUGGAGAAGGACAUUACAGCUUUCAAUGAGAGACUUGGCUUGCAUGUCAUUGCACAGCAGGGAUCCUUGUGGCACAGCAGUUGAGUAGAUGGAAGGGAUGCUGUUAAACCAAGUGCUUUAUAAAGAAAAGUAAAAUGUUGUUAAUAAAAAUGAAGUUCCUCCUUCAUGCCAUUAACUAAUAUGCUUGGUACACAAUAUUCCUCAUUAGAAAUAAGUUUUCAUAUGCAGAUUUCAGUUGUUUUUUUUUUGUCUUGUUUUUAGCAAAUGUUUAAUGAAUGUGGUUAUUUUCUUUGUUCAGCUCUUCCAUUGUUACUACAUUGUAUCCAUGUUCUGCCACAAUGGUUGGAUGUCUGUAUACUGUUCCACAGCUUUAAUUAGUAUGAUGCCCAAAGGAUGACUCCGUUGUUACCAGCAGUGCAGCAAUGACCGUAUAAACUGUUGGACUAUGUUAAGGCCAGCAGUGAUAGAUCUCAGAAUGUACUCUACAGGCAGCCAAGCCUGUUGCCACAUUUAACUUUAACUAUACUCUGCUUUAUAUCCUUGGAAAAAUGGGCAGAACUGGAAUCUUGUAUUUGUUCUUACAAGUGCACCUGAAACUAGUUGCUGUGGGAAUUUAGGUAGCACUUAAUAAAUGUUAUUGUAAUU
Messenger RNA from Protopterus annectens (West African lungfish), 3286 nucleotides. RefSeq names its product eukaryotic elongation factor, selenocysteine-tRNA specific (gene EEFSEC). Gene Ontology annotation, molecular function: GTP binding; translation elongation factor activity; GTPase activity. The transcript has 7 exons. The record is from RefSeq and is a predicted model, not a curated record. Gene Ontology annotation, biological process: selenocysteine incorporation. Lineage: Eukaryota; Metazoa; Chordata; Ceratodontiformes; Protopteridae. Bases 308 to 2041 code for a protein of 577 amino acids.